AUGUCGUCAAUACCGGCAGCUACACGCGGCUCAGAUGGCUCGGUGGCAUCGGCACAGGCUGCUGUCUUUGUCCAGUCGCAGCGGCUGCCUGCCGACACACCGCAGGUAGUAGGACCCGACUUCGAGCAUCAGAACCCGAACGAUCUGCUAGCUUUGCUCGAAAGCAUGUCCAAAGUAGGCUUCCAGGCGAGCGGCGUUUCGAAAGCAAUCGAGAUUGUCGAAGAGAUGCGUCAAUGGCGUCUCGCAAACGAUGCAGCCUACCUCGCCUCCGAUGAUCCGGACAAGCCGAGCCUCGCCGAUGCACAAAACACGCAAUGCCGCAUCUUCCUAGGCUUCACGUCCAACCUGGUCUCAUCAGGCUUGCGGGAGGUGAUCAAGUUCCUCGUCAAGAACAAGAUGGUAUCGGCACUGGUCACAACAGCGGGUGGUAUCGAAGAAGAUCUCAUCAAAUGUCUCGGUCCCACGUACCUCGGAGACUUUGCUCUUGACGGUGCAACGCUGCGCAAACAGGGUCUCAACCGCAUCGGAAACUUGUUGGUGCCCAACGACAACUACUGCAAGUUUGAGGAUUGGGUGAUGCCCAUCCUCGAUGCUAUGCGGGCAGAGCAAGGAGAUGAUGUCUCCAACGCGUGGUCGCCGAGCCGUGUCAUCGAGCGUCUUGGCAGAGAGAUCAACGACGAAAGCAGUAUCCUGUACUGGGCUGCUCAGAACGACAUCCCUGUCUUCUGCCCGGCACUCACGGACGGUAGCCUUGGCGACAUGAUCUACUUCCACUCGUACAAGAACCCAGGACUCACCAUCGACCUGGUCAAAGAUAUUCGCAGGCUCAACGAUCUCUCGGUCAAAGCGCCCAAGGCAGGCAUGAUCAUCUUGGGAGGCGGCGUGUGCAAGCACCAGAUCGCCAACGCCAUGCUCUUCAGGAACGGCGCCGACUUCAGCGUCUACAUCAACACAGGACAGGAGUUUGAUGGAUCAGAUUCGGGUGCCAGACCGGACGAGGCGGUGAGCUGGGGUAAGAUCAAGUCGGCGGCCAACGGUGGCAAGAACGUCAAGGUGUACUGCGAUGCCACCAUCAUCUUCCCAAUGAUUGUCGCAGCGACGUUUGGUAGAGCUUUCUGGGCUGACCGCAAAGCCGGCUUUUAG
Pseudozyma hubeiensis SY62 is the source of this 1143-nucleotide messenger RNA. RefSeq names its product deoxyhypusine synthase. The transcript has a single exon. Gene Ontology annotation, biological process: peptidyl-hypusine biosynthetic process. The record is from RefSeq and is a predicted model, not a curated record. Gene Ontology annotation, molecular function: deoxyhypusine synthase activity. Bases 1 to 1143 code for a protein of 380 amino acids. NCBI's taxonomy places the organism in Eukaryota, Fungi, Basidiomycota, Ustilaginomycetes, Ustilaginales, Ustilaginaceae. Gene Ontology annotation, cellular component: cytoplasm.